Messenger RNA from Manihot esculenta (cassava), 1831 nucleotides. RefSeq names its product mitochondrial carrier protein CoAc1. The record is from RefSeq and is a predicted model, not a curated record. Lineage: Eukaryota; Viridiplantae; Streptophyta; Magnoliopsida; Malpighiales; Euphorbiaceae. The coding region runs from base 533 to 1558 and encodes 341 amino acids. Gene Ontology annotation, cellular component: mitochondrial inner membrane. Gene Ontology annotation, biological process: transmembrane transport. The transcript is spliced from 8 exons.
CACAGAGGGAGGCCAACACCGAAACUUGCUCUCAGUUUCAUAAACAAAUAGCAAAGCUCCCGCUUGUGAAGAAUAAAUACGAGACGAAGACCAAGGGAAACAGAAAUAAGCGUUGGAGAAGCCUCUCCUUCCACUUUCAUUGGAUAACGGGAUUUCAUGGUCUUGCUUCUGCUAAGCCUUGUUAUCCCGUUACCCAAUCCACUCAAUUCUUCUUCUUCCUCUACUUGAUUCAUGGGAGAAUAGCGGGAUUGAAAGGAUUUGCUUGCUGGAUGUGAUUGAUUUCUCUAACCUAUUGAUGCAUCUUAUUAUUAGUAGUAUUAAAGAGGAGGAUCGGCUUGUGAACUUGCCCAAUUCUUUUCUGGGUUUUCUCACGCCAUCGAAUUUACCUUUUGAACGAAAGGCCUUCUCAUUUUGUAUCCGUAGAGAUAGAUUGGAUAAGGAGUUUUUCAAGCUGCAGGGUGGCUAAUUGUUGAUUCGUCGACUUCACUAAUUUAUUGGUUUUUGAGUUUGGAUUCAAUUGGAAUUUUUUAAAAUGGAUUCUACACAAGGGUCUGCAUUGUCUGCUAAUGUGGCCAGUUUGGUUGAUGGUUCACAUGCUGGCCAACAGUUCUCUUACAUUGAUACUAUGCCUGUUUAUGUUAAGGAGCUUAUUGCUGGUGGUGCUGCAGGAGGAUUUGCCAAGACUGCUGUUGCACCUCUUGAAAGGACUAAAAUACUCUUGCAGACAAGAACUGAAGGAUUUCAAUCUCUUGGGGUGUCUCAGUCAUUGAAGAAAAUAUUAAAGCAUGAGGGAAUAUAUGGCUUUUAUAGGGGAAAUGGAGCUAGUGUCAUUCGGAUUGUUCCUUAUGCUGCCUUACACUUCAUGACAUAUGAGCGGUACCGUGGUUGGAUCUUGAAUAAUUGUCCUGCUUUAGGCUCAGGGCCUGUUGUAGAUUUAUUAGCUGGUUCAGUGGCUGGAGGAACAGCUGUUAUGUGCACAUAUCCCUUGGAUUUGGCUCGCACUAAACUUGCUUAUCAGGUUUCGGACACAAGUGCAAGUUACAGAUCCAGCAUGAGAAGUGUAUGUGCUCAACCUGCUUGUGGUGGCCUAAAAGAUGUACUUACAAGUGUUCACAAGGAAGGGGGAACACGUGCACUGUAUCGAGGAAUAGGUCCUACAAUUAUCGGGAUCCUUCCUUAUGCUGGUUUGAAGUUCUACGUUUAUGAGGAACUUAAGUGUCACAUUCCUGAAGAGCAUCAAAAGUCCAUUGUGAUGCGUCUUUCAUGUGGAGCUCUUGCUGGAUUGUUUGGGCAGACCGUCACAUACCCAUUAGAUGUUGUUAGGAGACAGAUGCAGGUUGAACAUUUGCAACCUUCAAUUCAAGGUCAUGUUAGAUACCGAAGCACGUGGGAUGGCCUGUCCAAAAUUGUCCGAAAUCAAGGAUGGAAACAGUUAUAUGCUGGCUUGAGCAUUAAUUAUAUCAAGAUUGUUCCCUCUGUGGCUAUUGGCUUUACUGCAUAUGACAUGAUGAAGAUUUGGCUUCGAAUUCCACCUCGACAGAAGUCGCAAUCUGGAUAAGUCUCUGAUCAAUUAACUUAACAACUACCUGAAACAGCUUGUACUAGUCAUUAGUGAUACCUAUUUGUUGUGCAAAUGUAAAAUGGGUCAGACAAGCAUAUGAAAGGGUAUCUAUGUAGGUGUGAAGGCUCAGCAAAAUUAUGUAUAGUUAUGAUUGUCAAAUUGUCUGAGCAGAAUUAGUUUAUGCUGAUCAAUCAAUUUAAAUGAUCAUUGCCAUAGGCUUGUAACUACCAAUUUCUAAUCAAGAUAAAGACUUUGACAGUGAUAGUGAAA